Molecule: messenger RNA, 2380 nt
Organism: Bufo gargarizans (Asiatic toad)
Lineage: Eukaryota; Metazoa; Chordata; Amphibia; Anura; Bufonidae
Product: zinc finger protein OZF-like
Exons: 2
Coding region: 88-1422 (444 amino acids)
Source: RefSeq, a predicted model, not a curated record
GAUCCCCCGUGUAAGAGUGAGGUGGAGGAGGACAUUCCAGGAGAUGUCACCACAGAAAGUCUCUGUAAGAGUUCUGAGGGAAACUUCAUGUUAUCAUUAAAUUAUAAAGCAGAAGAUGAAGACAUCAUGGAUCACUCUUCAGGAGAAAACCUCAUUAUACUUAAUAUGCAUCCAGGACUUCACAGUACAGCUUUAUCAUAUUAUCCCACUAAUCUUGAGGAACCUUCUCCUUUCCAAUCAGAGAUUGUUACCACAAGUACAGAUCAGAAAGGGUGUGAAAUCUCAGGUCUUUCUACAAACAGAAGAAAUCACACAGUAGAGAAACCAUACUCCUGUUCAGAAUGUGGAAAAUGUUUUAAAGAUAAAUCACAUCUUGUUAUACAUGAGAGAAGUCACACAGGAGAGAAACCAUAUUCAUGUUCAGAAUGUGGAAAAUGUUUUACAGAUAAAUCACAUCUUGUUAGACAUAAGAGACGUCAUACAGGAGAGAAGCUACAUUCAUGUUCAGUAUGUGGAAAAUGUUUUGCAGAUAAAUCACAUCUUGCUACACAUGAGAGAAUUCACACAGGAGAGAAGCCAUUUUCAUGUUCAGAAUGUGGACAAUAUUUUACACAAAAAGCAAGUCUUUUUAAACAUCAAAGAUAUCACACAGGAGAAAAGCCAUUUUCAUGUUCAGAAUGUGGGAAAUGUUUUGCACAAAAAUACAAUCUUGUUGAACAUCAGAGAAUUCACACAGGGGAGAAGCUGUAUUCAUGUUCAGAAUGUGGGAAAUUGUUUACACAAAAAUCAAGUCUUGUUAGACAUCAAAGAUGUCACACAGGUGAAAGGCCAUACUCAUGUUCAGAAUGUGGAAAUUGUUUUAUAUAUAAAUCACAACUUAUUAUACAUGAGAGAAGUCACACAGGAGAGAAGCCAUACUCAUGUUCAGAAUGUGGGAAAUGUUUUAGACAAAAAUCAGAUCGUGUUAUACAUGAGAGAAUUCACACAGGAGAGAAACCAUAUUCUUGUUUAGAAUGUAAGAAAUAUUUUACACAGAAAUCACAUUUUAUUAGACAUCAGAGAUUUCACGCAGGAGACAAGCCAUAUUCAUGCUCAGAAUGUGGAAAAUGUUUUAUAUAUAAAUCAUAUCUUGUUAUACAUGAGAGAAUUCACACAGGAGAGAAGCCUUAUUCAUGUUCAGAAUGUGGAAAAUGUUUUACAGAUAACUCACAUUUUCUUAGACAUCAGAGAUUUCACAAAGGAGAGAAGCCAUAUUCAUGUUUAGAAUGUGGGAAAUGUUUUAGAGAAAAAUCAGAUCUUAUUACACAUGAGAGAGGUCACACAAGAGAGAUGCUAUUUUCAUGUUCAGAAUGUGAGAAAUGUUUUACACGGAAAUCACAUCUUGUUAAACAUCAGAGAUUUCACAAAGGGGAGACGCCAUAAUAAUAUUCAAAAUGUAGGAAAUAUUUUAGAGGAAAUUCAUAUCUUGUUACACAUGAUAGGUCAUACAGCCAGACAAGCCAUAUUGAUGUUCAGAAUGGAGAAGCGCUUUUCAGAUAAAUCAAAACUUGCUAAAUAUCAUAGAUUUUACAAAGGAGAGAAACCCUUUUCACAUUUUUUUAUUAGGUUUAGAGAUGAGCAAAUGUAAAAAUAAUUUGGGCUCUGAUCUGUCCAUGCAGUUAUAUUCAGGUCCAAAUAAAUUGUACCCUGGAAAAGCCUCCUCCUUUUUGGUGUCCCUUUAUAUUCCUUGAUUGUCCCAAAUUGCAUCGCACAAUAAUCAAAUUCUGUAGAAUCUGAAUUUUUGCUAAAAUUCUAGACAUACUUCUGAAUUUUAGAAUUUAUUUGCCCAUCCCUAAUUGGGUUGUUAAUGGAGCCAAUAAGAGGGUUUAUUUUUUGGGUGGAAUUAGCCCAGAUCUUCCAGACGACCAAAUUAUGUUCCUUUAAGGUCAACUAUGAGUAAGAUCCAUGGAAGAAAAAUAUUGUGUACAAUUGUAUAACUAGAACUGACUGUGCCCCUCAGCAAAUUUUGGAAUCCUCCUCCUCCCCAGCAAUCUCCUUUUCCUCUGCAACCCUGACUUCUCUCUCAGACCAGGCCCGGCAGCCGCUCUGUCCAUGUCCUACAAGUAUAUACUUUAUGUCAUGUCACUGUAUAUAAUGUCAUGGUAUAAUACUGUUGAGGGGGCCCUAACAAAAUCAUUUAGUCCCCCACCUGGGUGGGCCCCAUAGCAGCCACUUUCCCUGCUUCCACUAUAGCUAUGCCCCUGAUUGUGAAUAUAAGGAAGAGAAGAAGAGCCUUGUUUACUUCCAGAGCAGUGAAGAUGAAUUGUCCUCAUGAACCUUUCUUCUUAUCACUGUAUUCAUACCUCCACCCACACUACUGGAGAAACCAGAGUGAUAUGGG